AGGACAUGAUACCUAACCUUAGAAGGCGUUCGAGGUUCAACCAAAUCUAGUGCAGGUAUAUAAACGUCAAAAUAUGUUUGACCCAGCGUUCGUGUCCCUUCGAUCCAAUUUCUAUCAGACUACAUGCUCAUUCAAACAUGGCUUAUGGAAGAUAUAUCGCUCGUAUGACCCUUCGAGGCUCCGACGCCGACGAUACAUUUCCAGAACGGCACACUUUAUUAGACUCUCCACCCGAGCCUAAGACGCAGUCAGACGCCGCAGAUGAAGUUGGUCCCGUUGACACUACGACGAGGCCACUUCGAAGGCGAUCGAGACGUAGAUCGGAGAGCAUUGAAGGAUAUGAGAUGAGGGACCGUUAUUGGGAGGCGAUGGAUAUCAUCGAUCGCGACCUCAAGGGAGCAGCCAAAGCGCCAGCGGUCUGGGACUACGUCUAUGACCCAGUUUGCCUACCUCCUUCUGGAGGAGUCAAGACGCCCGCCAUCCAAAGACUAGGAAAUAUGCCGAUUCGAAGAGCUUGGAGGCGUCGAAAUAGUCGUGAACGCCCCGAUUUAGGUUCGACACGAACUGUUGAAGCCGCCAUGCUAUAUGAGAGAGGUAUGAUGCUUUCCCAAUCACGAUGUACGUAUUGCCAGCAAGGCCACGGUAUAUCGCCAGACUGCGUAGUUGAGGAGCCGUUGGAUGGAAUUGAGGAAUUGCACGACAGCAUUGGCGCACUUAGACUGGCGUGCAGUAACUGCCAUUACGAUGCGCAGGAUAGUCAAUGCGACGCGCAGACAUCCUCCACAGGGCCAAGGCUACCUUCCAGAACACAGACUCCGAGCCAGAUCAAGAGGUCGUUCGCCUCAGAUCCAAUACAUUUGGAAGUGCUCGAUCUAAUUGACAAGGCAUUGAAGAUGAGUAAUGGCGAUGGGAAAGAAGAUGUGAUUGCUCGGGCCAAGCAGAUAGAGGCGGCAGCAUUGGAGAUCGCGAAAGCAGCACAUGAGUGGGGACUGAGCAUCAAGGGGAAACGACAACAGAACGUAGAUCCAACAAAUCCAUCAAGUUAAUAGAUCGCCCUUAGGCACAAGUCAGCCUGUGGCGUAGGCGCGGUUAUGUGACUGCCUAGGUGCCUGGUUAAUUGAGGCGGAUUUAUGAUAUUUCAUUUCUGGUAGGUUAGGGGGAGGAUGUUGAAUGAAAAGACUAGAAUAGAUAC
Molecule: messenger RNA, 1192 nt
Organism: Annulohypoxylon maeteangense
Lineage: Eukaryota; Fungi; Ascomycota; Sordariomycetes; Xylariales; Hypoxylaceae
Exons: 2
Coding region: 138-1046 (302 amino acids)
Source: RefSeq, a predicted model, not a curated record